Molecule: messenger RNA, 1735 nt
Organism: Zea mays
Lineage: Eukaryota; Viridiplantae; Streptophyta; Magnoliopsida; Poales; Poaceae
Product: Ran BP2/NZF zinc finger-like superfamily protein
Exons: 7
Coding region: 260-1573 (437 amino acids)
Cellular component (GO): cytoplasm
Molecular function (GO): mRNA binding
Source: RefSeq, a predicted model, not a curated record
GACAACAAACGAGCCAUAAGUCUAAGUUGGAGAAAAAGGGUAGUUGGGUAACUUGAAACCUGCCUGAGUCCACCUGCCGGAUGCACCGCCGCCUUGCCACCGCGGCCACAGCGCCCGCGCUCCGGCGGUUCUCGCACCACAGCGCGCGUCCCCAGCCUGACCCAAGGUGUUAGAAGAGCUAAGAAGCGACCUUGCUCUUGCUGGAGACGCUCCGGCGGGUGUGGCUAUAGCGCAUCCGUGGCCGGAGUGGAUUUCUCUGAUGGAGCACCUCCUCCGUCAAGGCCACGUUGACCCCUCCACCUUCGCCGCCGCCUCGCUGUCUUCUAAGGACGCCAACGCUGUCCGCACCGCCUGCCUCCGAUUCGGGCGCCAGCGGCCGGAGCUCAUCAGGCAUGUAUCAAGAUGGGAUAUUCAGGUUGCCAUGCGAUGUGGUUGUCCCAGCAUUGACAGAAAGGUUGUAAACUCUGGGAAGCGAUUGCGGGCUUAUGUAGGACUUGAUGAAGGAGAGGUUUGCAGCCAAUGCAAUUUAAGAGGAAGUUGUGAUAGGGCAUAUGUGAAGGCUCGGAAAGAGGACGUUGGAAGAACUGUGGAUGUUAUGCGCAUCCUUUUGACUUACGGUCUUGAUGUUAUUACCGGCAAUGUAGAUAAUAGAGCAUGCCUGAACAAAUCUGUCAAGGAAUCAAUAAAGAUCCUACUAAGCGAGGUUGUUGAGGUGGAUUCUAGGGGACCUGGUUCCAGCACUGUGAAAGCUGCACAGCGCAAAGGUCAAUCUGCUGUACCCAUGAAGCAGGGUGAUUGGAAUUGUCCCAAAUGUGACUUUCUGAACUUUGCAAAGAAUAUCAAAUGUUUGCGCUGCGAUGGAGAAUUCCAAGAGAGGUAUCAGUUGUUGCAUGAAGACCGAGAGCAUCUGCCUCUCAAAAAGGGUGACUGGAUAUGCAAAAGGUGCAACUUUUUGAAUUUUGCUAAGAAUACAAGAUGCUUGCAAUGUCAUGAGAAACCAACAAACCGUUUACUCAACCCAGGAGAAUGGGAGUGUGUCUCGUGUAACUAUGUGAACUUCAAGAGGAAUGGGUUCUGCUUGAAAUGUGGCUGGAAAAGACCAAAGUCUCUAAACAAUCAAGAUAGUGUCAAAUUGUGUCAUGAUUUAGAGCAUAGUAAGAAUCCACGUAUUUCAUUUGUUCAAGAUGGUGUCCAGAUGAAGGGGUGGCAAAGUCUGCAAAAGAAGGGUUCACCAUCCGACACAGAUUUGGAUUUCUGGAGUGCAGACGACGAAGAGGGUGGUAGCAGGGAUAAUGAUACGCUGCUGCGACAGAAGGACUACAGAUUUCUUGAGAGUUUUCCCAUUGUCGGUGGCAGGACUGCUAAUUCCCAAGAUCUUCUUGCAAGGGAGAAGUGGAAGGAUGAAAUGUCCAGGAGAAAUAAAGGCCUUCAAACUACGGAAUCGCAAGAAAGCAAUCGGCCUUCUAGCCACUGCCGUCUUCCAAGAAGCAUGGAGCUGGUUGACUCUGAUGAUGAUAUUGCUUCUUGGUUUUCGGGUGGGGAUAAUAAUAAUAGGAACCUGGAUAAGGUAUAACCAGAUCUUGUAAGUGGAUGCAGCUCAUCAAUAAAAGUUGCAUCCUUUGGAAUUAUUGAAAUUCAGGCAAAAAGAAUUAUUAAAGCUCACUGGAGAACUGUACAAUUUAAUGUUUCGGAACUUUGUUUAUGGGCUGCUCAGAGAUGAUAUGAUUUUUUGCAA